Messenger RNA from Oncorhynchus nerka (sockeye salmon), 9388 nucleotides. Its product is annotated as intersectin-2-like. Gene Ontology annotation, molecular function: calcium ion binding; guanyl-nucleotide exchange factor activity; protein binding. Gene Ontology annotation, biological process: intracellular signal transduction; positive regulation of Rho protein signal transduction. Bases 276 to 5774 code for a protein of 1832 amino acids. The transcript has 39 exons. The record is from RefSeq and is a predicted model, not a curated record. NCBI's taxonomy places the organism in Eukaryota, Metazoa, Chordata, Actinopteri, Salmoniformes, Salmonidae.
CUUCGCCGUGCCCGCGCACCGGCGACCCGCCCGUCAUCCAUGUUGUCUAUGUGAUCAAGCUGUCAGCAACCGGUCCGGUUUAUUAAACUACACAUUACUCUCGGAAUUACACAAUUCUGCCAUUACGAGAAGGCUACAUAACGUCAGGGACACCUUGUCGGGGCUAUUUAGAUUUUUUACUGCGGACAGAAAAUAAGAUAAAGUUGAUGAGAGAUGACUGCGAGCCGGCCGGCUGAGUAGAGGAACGGGAGACGCCCCCUCUGCCACCUGCAGCCAUGAAUGGUGACCUCAGUGUGUGGGCUAUCUCUCCAGAAGAGAGGAACAAACAUGAUAAACAGUUUGACACCCUCUCUCCCACCAUGGGCUACAUCUCAGGGGAGCGGGCCAGGAAGUUCUUCUUGCAGUCGGGUCUUCCCUCCUCGGUUCUUGCAGAGAUAUGGGCGCUGGCUGACAUGGGUAAGGAUGGGAAGAUGGACAGGUUGGAGUUCUCCAUCUCCAUGAAGCUCAUUAAGCUCAAACUGCAGGGCACGCCCCUUCUCUCAACUUUACCAAUCAUCAUGAAGCAACCGCCAGUGCCCGCCCCUAACCCCUCCUCUACGGACGCCAUGUCCGCCUCGCGCUACGGAAUGGGUUCCGUGCCAAACCUUUCUAUGAUGCCCGGAUGCAUCGCCAUGCUCACCCCUAACCUCUCACCCAUGACACCUAUGAGCGGCCUCACCCCCAUGAUCCCAACAGCUACAGGCAUGGCCCCCCUGGUUUCCACGUCAACGAUGCCCAUUCCCUUGCUGCCGUCCAUUGGCAGCCCCGCUUUGCCCAACGGCACUAUGGGUAUUCUACAGCAAUUCCCACCAGGGUACAUGGGGACAGGCAUGGCUCUCUCUGCACAGUAUGUAUCCUCUCCCCUGGGUCUCUCUCCACCGUAUGUAUCCUCUCCCCUGGGUCUCUCUCCUGGGAUCAACAAAGCUACAUCACUGUUGGACUCAAGCAGCUCCAACUCGUCCUCUACCACCUCCCUGGCAGGUAGUUCUCCGAAGACCACUCCCUCUGACUGGGCCGUGCCUCACGCCUCGCGUCUCAAAUACAGACAGCAGUUUAACAGCCUGGACAAGCACAUGACGGGAUACCUCACAGGUCCGCAAGUGAGGAAUGCCAUGGCAACCACUCUGCUCACUCAUACACAGCUGGCCACCAUCUGGUCCCUGGCUGAUGUAGAUAAGGAUGGGACGCUAAGAGGAGAGGAGUUUAUUCUGGCCAUGCAUCUAGUGGACAUGGCCAAGACCGGACGACCCUUACCACACACACUACCGACAGAUCUAAUUCCACCAUCAAAGAGGGGUUCUGUGAAUGGAACCAGUUUGUCUCUCUAUGCUGGCAUCACAGAAGAACUGGAGGCUGAGCCACCACAGAAAACCAAAAACAACCUGUCGUUUGAGGAUAAGUUCAAGGCCAACCUGGAGCGAGGGAACGCAGAGCUGGAGAAAAGAAGACAGGCUCUGCAGGAUGCACAGAGGAGAGAGGAUGAGAAACGCCAGCAGAAGGAGAGGGAGGAGCGAGAGAGGAGAGAGAGGGAGGUCAGGGAGCAAGAGGAGAGGAGGAGGAAGGAGGAAGAGAGGAGGAUGGAGCGGCAGAGGGAGCUGGAGAGACAGAAAGAGGAGGAGAGGCUGAAGGAGAUGGAGAGAAAAGAGGCGGCGCAGCGUGAGCUGGAGCUCCAGAGGAAGGAGGAGCUGGAGAGGAGGAGGAGAGGAGAGCUGCAGCGCCAGAAGAGUCAGGAACAGGAAGACGUCAGCCAACUAAAGGCCAGGAAGAGGAGUCUGGAGAUGGAGUUGGAGGCUGUGGGUAACAAACACAGACAGAUCUCUGAGCGGCUGCGGGAUGCUCAGAGUAGAAGGAAGGUGCAACGCAGUGAGCUGGAGCUGGCCAACCAGAGACGAGACACAGCCAGACAGGAUAUCAACUCCCUGCAGAGACAACUAGAGGAGAACCAGAGGAAGCUGUCCCAGCUGACUCCAGAACAGCAGAGACUCAGUGACAAACUGAAGGACAUGGCCCUCAACAACCUGCCAGUCUCCACCAUAUCCACUCUCAAACGCAGCACCAGCCAGAAGGACGGAGCCUGUCGUGACCUGAAGCAACAGCUGGAUGCUCUGGAGAAAGAGACGGCUGCUAAACUGGCUGACAUGGAUCAUUACCUGAAGGACAUACAGGAACUGAGAGAGAACCAGCGGAAGCAGCAGUCGGCUCUGGAUAAACUACGGAGCAUCAAAGAGGACAAAGGGAGAGAACUGGAGAGACAGAGAGAGCAGGAGGAGAGGAAGAGGAGGGAGGUGGAGGAGGAGAGGAAAAGGAGGGAGGAGGAGGAGAGGAGAGAGGAGGAGGAGGCCAAAAGGCGUAUUAAGCUGCAGAAGGAGCGUCAGUGGCAGGAGAAGCUGAAGAGAGAGGAGGAGGAGAGACAGAGGAGGCUGCAGGAAGAGAGAGAGGCCAAACUGAGAGAGGAGGAGGAGAAGGAGACACAAGCCCGCCUCUUAGCUGCUAAAGAAAAGGUAGAACGAGAAAGCAGAGAGGAGGAGGAGGAGAGGAGGAGGAGACAGGAGGAAGAGGAGAGGAAAAGGAGGGCGGAGGAGAGAAGACAGGAGGAAGAGGAGAGGAAGAGGAGGGAGGAAGAGGAGAGGAAGAGGAGGGAGGAAGAGGAGCGGAGGAGGUUAGAGGAGGAGAGGGAGGAAGAGAAGAAAAACCAGGAAGAGCUGGAGAGCAAGAGGUGUGAGGAGGACAAGAAGAGAUUGAAGAGGAAGGAUGAGGAGAGGAGGAGGAGGCAGCAGGAGGAAGAAGCGAAGAGGAAGCUGGAGGAGGAGAGGAGGUGCAGAGAGGAGGAGGUGGCGGCGUUGCGCCAGCAGGGGCGUGCAGGGAAGACAGACAUCCACGACAAACUGUCAGCCCUUCUUGGAGGUCUAGAGGAGAGGAAAGGCGGUCUGAAACCCCAGGCCACAGAGCACAGGAAGUCUGCGAUGCUCACUUCCUUCCAGGCGCUCUACUCUUUCACCGCUCGCAACCUGGAGGAACUCAGCUUUGAAGCCGAUGAGGUCAUCGAGGUGGAUGAGAGUACGGAGCGAGAGCAGGGUUGGCUGUACGGGAGUCGUCAGGGGAAGUGGGGCUGGUUCCCAGAGAGUUAUGUAGAGAGACAGUUCAAAUCAGAGAGACCUGCUACUGUUACUACAACUACCACUGCUGGUGCUACUACUGCUGUUUAUGCUGCUAAACAAGCCCUCAGACCACAGCUCUCCACCCCCAUCAACACAGGGAAACCCGGGGGAGAUGCUUCUAUGUCAACAGGACAGAACUCCGCCUUCACGCCUACACACGCCCCUCACCCCACCCCCUCGGAGCAGGUGGUGGGUAACCUGCAGGCCCAGGCUCUGUGUUCGUGGACAGCUAAGACAGAGAGCCAUCUGAACUUCAGUAAGGACGAUGUGAUCCGGGUGCUGGAGCAGCAGGACAGCUGGUGGCUGGGGGAGCUCAACGGGGUUCAGGGCUGGUUCCCCAAAACAUACGUCACACUCCUGGGAGACAAUGACAACACCACUGCCCUGACGUAUUCUCCCCCAGAUGAGGUGGAGGCCUCAGAUGCUGCUCAACAGGAAGAGUACAUGGCGCUGUACACCUAUGAGAGCCCAGGGCAUGGUGACCUGACGUUUAGAGAGGGUGAUGUGAUCCUGGUGACCCAGAGAGAGGGAGAGUGGUGGAGCGGAGGCAUCGGAGACCGCACUGGAGUGUUCCCUUCCAACUAUGUCAAACCCAAAGAGACCGGCACAUCCAGCAGCCCAGGGAAGCCAGGACAGCCUGGGAAGAAGCCAGAGAUAGCCCAGGUGAGCACUGCCUACACGGCCACAGGAACAGAGCAGCUCAGCCUUGCACCAGGACAGCUCAUCCUCAUCCUCAGCAAGGAUUCCUCCGGCUGGUUGCUCGGAGAACUGCAGGCGCGAGGAAAGAAGCGUCAGAAGGGUUGGUUUCCUGCAUCACAUGUCAAAAUGCUGGGAUCUAACAGCGGCAAGUCCACUCCAGCACCUCUACCAGUGUGUCAGGUCAUUGCCAUGUACGACUACAAAGCAGCCAACGAGGAUGAGAUGAGCUUCUCCAAAGGUCAGAUGAUCAGUGUGUUCGACAAGAACAACCCCGAUUGGUGGAAAGGAGAGGUCAAUGGGAUCACCGGUCUGUUCCCAACCAAUUACGUCAAGAUGACCACCGUUGACUCCGAUCCCAGCCAGCAAUGGUGUGCUGACCUAAACAGUCUGGAGUCUAUGAGUCCCCAGGAGAGGAAGAGACAGGGUUACAUCCACGAGCUCCUCCAGACAGAGGAGAGAUAUGUAGAGGACUUACAGAUAGUCAUGGAGGUGUUCCAUAAGCCCAUGUCUGAGUCUGGCCGUCUGACGGAAGCAGAGAUGGUCAUGAUCUUUGUCAACUGGAAGGAGCUCAUCGCCUGCAACACCAAACUGCUGAAGGCCCUGCAGGUACGUAAGAAGACGGGGGGCGUCAACAUGCCUGUCCAGGUUAUAGGGGACAUCUUGGCGUCAGAGCUGCCUCACCUCCAGCCUUACAUCCAGUUCUGCUCCUGUCAACUCAACGGAGCGACCCUGCUACAGAGUAGGACUGACAACCAACAGGACUUUAAAGACUUCCUCAAGAAAAUCGCCACAGACUACCGCUGUAAAGGCAUGCCCUUAUCCAGCUUCCUGCUGAAGCCCAUGCAGAGGAUGACACGCUACCCUCUACACAUCAAGAACAUCCUGGAGAGUACCCAGGAGGAGCAUGCAGACUACGGGCCCCUGAGAGAGGCUCUGGAGCGGGCUGAGGAGCUGUGUACUCAGGUCAACGAGGGGGUCAGGGAGAAGGAGAACUGUGACAGGCUGGAGUGGAUACAGUCACACGUACAGUGUGAGGGAGUCACAGAGAACCUGGUGUUUAACUCUCUGACUAACUGCCUGGGGCCUCGUAAGCUGCUCCACAGUGGGAAGGUGUAUAAGAUGAAGGGCAAUAAGGAGCUGUGGGCUUUCCUAUUUAACGACUUCCUGUUGCUCACCCACGCUGCCAGACAGUUCAGCUCCUCGGGACCGGACAGACUCUUCACCAGCAAGAACAGUACACAGCUUAAGAUGUACAAGCCGCCGGUGUUCCUCAACGAGAUUCUAGUGAAGCUACCUGACUCCUCCAGUGAAGAGCCCUUCUUCCACAUCUCCAACAUAGACAGAGUCUACAGCCUCAAAACAGAGAACAUCAACGAGAGGACGGCCUGGGUCCAGAAGAUCAAGGCUGCGUGUGAGGACUUCUUCCAGAUGGACAAGAAGAAGAGAGCAAAGGCCUACCAAUCUCGUUCUCUGAAGGCCAGUGGAAUCGGCCGUCUGUUAGUCACCGUCCUGGGGGCCACUGAACUGAAGUCCAGCAAACCCAACGGUAAGAGUAACCCUUACUGUGAGGUGACCAUGGGAGCUCAGAACUACACCUCCAAGACUCUGAGUGACACAGUCAACCCCAAGUGGAACUUUAACUGUCAGUUCAACAUCAGAGACCUGUACCAGGAAGUGCUCUGUAUCACCAUCUUCCAGAGGGAGCAGUUCUCCCCUGACGACUUCCUGGGUCGUACGGAGGUUCCCGUGGCAACCAUAAAGGAGGAGUUGGAGAACAAGGGGCUAGUGACACGCCGCUUGCCGCUCCAUGAGGUCCCCACUGGAGAGGUGUGGGUCUGCCUCGACCUGCAACUCUUCCAAAACAGUGCAUCCAAAUAAGGACAUCCUGGCCAACACUGGACGCCCAAAUAAGGCCUUCUUGACCUGCAGCCACAUGGGGAGGGACUUGUUAUAUAAUGUAUCUAACUGCUGGUCUUGGGUCAGAUACUUAUUAAUCCUGAUAAUGGUUAAGGUUGGGAUCUGGGGUUGGGCUGGGGCUAACUUUUACCUGGAGCUGUAAUGGUGAUGGGGAACCCUCCCUCCUCGUCUGAGGUCAGACCAUUCUUGGCAAUGAUCUGAGGACAGUUUAGUCUUUUAGGACAGUUUACACACACAUUGGUGUGUGACUGGUGGUGAGCAAGGUUGGGUUAGUGUAAAGCUGAUCCUAGAUCUGUAGUGGUUCUACUUGUAUCUGCACUAACACUGAUGGCCUGCCUAUGCUCUCCUCUGCUACGGACUGGCUCCUCAUUCUGCCAAGUUUUUAUUUUGUGAACUCAACCCAGGCCAAUGUUGGACGAAACUAUUUAUUUAGUGAAGGAUCGCCGUGUUAACUCUAUAUUUGUUCAAGCUAAGAUGUUGUUUGGGAAGGUAAAUACCAGGUCAAAUGGGGAGGGGGGUUAGUGUUUCCUGCCAUGAAGGGUCUCACGUCCAGCGAUAAACGAUCUCAGGACUUGUUUUCCCUGCUGGGCGUUUUAUAUUACUGCAUCAGAACCGGCUGCUUUUCUUUUAGCUCAGUCUGGUGGCACAGAUCUCCUAAUUAACGGUAGUUUUAAAACCAACUCUCUUUCUUUGCAGUAUAAAUGUUCUGUCGACCUUAAGGAGAUCUUGUUCUUUAGUUGUGGUGUAGUUGCCUCAGAAACACUCUAAAAGGAAAACGGGUCUUUAGUUGUGGUGUAGUUGCCUCAGAAACACUCUAAAAGGAAAACGGGUCUUUAGUUGAGGUGUAGUUGCCUCAGAAACACUCUAAAAGGAAAACGGGUCCUUAGUUGUGGUGUAGUUGCCUCAGAAACACUCUAAAAGGAAAACGGGUCUUUAGUUGUGGUGUAGUUGCCUCAGAAACACUCUAAAAGGAAAACGGGUCUUUAGUUGUGGUGUAGUUGCCUCAGAAACACUCUAAAAGGAAAACGGGUCUUUAGUUGUGGUGUAGUUUCCUCAGAAACACUCUAAAAGGAAAACGGGUCUUUAGUUGUGGUGUAGUUGCCUCAGAAACACUCUAAAAGGAAAACGGGUCUUUAGUUGUGGUGUAGUUGCCUCAGAAACACUCUAAAAGGAAAACGGGUCUUUAGUUGUGGUGUAGUUGCCUCAGGAACACUCUAAAAGGAAAACGGGUCUUUAGUUGUGGUGUAGUUUCCUCAGAAACACUCUAAAAGGAAAACGGGUCUUUAGUUGUGGUGUAGUUGCCUCAGAAACACUCUAAAAGGAAAACGGGUCUUUAGUUGUGGUGUAGUUGCCUCAGAAACACUCUAAAAGGAAAACGGGUCUUUAGUUGUGGUGUAGUUGCCUCAGAAACACUCUAAAAGGAAAACGGGUCUUUAGUUGUGGUGUAGUUGCCUCAGAAACACUCUAAAAGGAAAACGGGUCUUUAGUUGUGGUGUAGUUGCCUCAGAAACACUCUAAAAGGAAAACGGGUCUUUAGUUGUGGUGUAGUUGCCUCAGAAACACUCUAAAAGGAAAACGGGUCUUUAGUUGUGGUGUAGUUGCCUCAGAAACACUCUAAAAGGAAAACGGGUCUUUAGUUGUGGUGUAGUCCCCCUCAGAAACACUCUAAAAGGAAAACGGGUGUUUAGUUUUACUCCUCCUUUUCAUAAAGAGGUUCAGAGGACUGCAGGAACAUGCGCGUUUCCGUUUCGCUUUUUAAAUCAUAGUGAAUAAGAUGAUAUGGACCUGAUCCUAGAUCAGCACUAGCCUGGUCCCAGAUCUGUUUGUGUUUUUGCCUACUCCAAUGUCAUUGUCAAGUCAGACUUCAUGUUCUGCAUGACGAUUCCAUAAGGAGUUGGCCAGAGAGCAGUAACAGACUGGCACCCAGGCUAGAUCUGCACUGCUACUCUGAGACACUCAGUGAAUAUGGACCCAGAAGCCUCCAGUGGCUCUAUAACCACUAGCUCCACCCAGGGGUGUGGUCACCGAAGCCUCCAGUGGCUCUAUAACCACUAGCUCCACCCAGGGGUCUGGUCACAGAAGCCUCCAGUGGCUCUGUAACCACUAGCUCCACCCAGGGGUCUGGUCACAGAAGCCUCCAGUGGCUCUAUAACCACUAGCUCCACCCAGGGGUGUGGUCACAGAACCCUCCAGUGGCUCUAUAACCACUAGCGCCACCCAGGGGUGUGGUCACAGAAGCCUCCAGUGGCUCUAUAACCACUAGCUCCACCCAGGGGUGUGGUCACAGAAGCCUCCAGUGGCUCUAUAACCACUAGCUCCACCCAGGGGUGUGGUCACAGAACCCUCCAGUGGCUCUAUAACCACUAGCUCCACCCAGGGGUGUGGUCACAGAAGCCUCCAGUGGCUCUAUAACCACUAGCUCCACCCAGGGGUGUGGUCACAGAACCCUCCAGUGGCUCUAUAACCACUAGCUCCACCUAGGGGUGUGGUCACAGAAGCCUCCAGUGGCUCUAUAACCACUAGCUCCACCCAGGGGUGUGGUCACAGAAGCCUCCAGUGGCUCUGUAACCACUAGCUCCACCCAGGGGUGUGGUCACAGAACCCUCCAGUGGCUCUGUAACCACUAGCUCCACCCAGGGGUGUGGUCACCGAAGCCUCCAGUGGCUCUAUAACCACUAGCUCCACCCAGGGGUGUGGUCACAGAACCCUCCAGUGGCUCUGUAACCACUAGCUCCACCCAGGGGUGUGGUCACAGAAGCCUCCAGUGGCUCUAUAACCACUAGCUCCACCCAGGGGUGUGGUCACAGAACCCUCCAGUGGCUCUGUAACCACUAGCUCCACCCAGGGGUGUGGUCACAGAACCCUCCAGUGGCUCUGUAACCACUAGCUCCACCCAGGGGUGUGGUCACAGAACCCUCCAGUGGCUCUGUAACCACUAGCUCCACCCAGGGGUGUGGUCACAGAACCCUCCAGUGGCUCUGUAACCACUAGCUCCACCCAGGGGUGUGGUCACAGAUGACUGGUGAGCCGGAGUGGCUCUUAUUUGCUCUUAUUUGUAAACUAUGCAGAGGUUUUAAUCAGCCUUUCAUCCCAGCAUUAUAAUCAGUGUCUGAAUAGUCUCUUAGUAGCCUUUCCACAUGAACAAAGAAAGGAUCGUGAGAAUAGUCUUUGAAGGAUAAGAGUCCAUUGAACUAAUAUAUGUAAAACAUUUAUUUUUAAUAAUAAUCAUAAAAAAAUGUGUAAGAAAGGAAUGGACAUGAUUUAGCUGGACAGCUACAUUAUACUGAUCUACCAGAGAUGUUCUUCUUAAAUCAUUGUUUUAAUUUAAGUCUUCUAUUGGGCUGUUAUUCAUUUGAGGUUGAACUGUAAGUCCUGUGGUGUGUCGAUUAACUCUUGUGUACUGAUUUACUGUGCUAACAGAGUGCAUAACUCUUGUGUACUGAUUUACUGUGCUAACAGAGUGCAUAACUCUGUGUACUGAUUUACUGUGCUAACAGAGUGCAGCGUGUUCACAAUGGGCACAGCACUCACUGAUUCUGGGUUCUCUGAGGAUAAUAAAAGGUGUUUAAAACAAA